Messenger RNA from Cladophialophora psammophila CBS 110553, 1815 nucleotides. RefSeq lists its product as uncharacterized. NCBI's taxonomy places the organism in Eukaryota, Fungi, Ascomycota, Eurotiomycetes, Chaetothyriales, Herpotrichiellaceae. The record is from RefSeq and is a predicted model, not a curated record. Bases 1 to 1815 code for a protein of 604 amino acids. The transcript has a single exon. Gene Ontology annotation, molecular function: NADP binding; N,N-dimethylaniline monooxygenase activity; flavin adenine dinucleotide binding.
AUGCUUCCUAAGACGUUUGACGAUGCCAGGGCUGACUCUGCCGCUCGUGCACAAGAAUGUGGGUGGGAGAAGGUCAACGCGCGCGGUUUCGAAAUCCUGGAGGCGGCUCAUGGAUUCCAUGCCCCCAAACGUGCCAUUGUGAUUGGAGCUGGGGCGACCGGCAUUUGUUUUGCCAAAUUUGCAGAGCCAGUGCCCAACCUCGAAGUGCAGAUUUACGACAAGAACGACGAGGUAGCGGGCACCUGGUGGGAGAACCGAUACCCAGGCUGCGCCUGUGAUAUACCUUCCCAUAUCUAUCAAUUUCAAUGGGCCCUCAACCCUUAUUGGUCCCACUACUACGUCGGUGCAGCGGAAAUCUUGCAAUACUUCAGGGAUGUGGUCGACAAGCAUGAUCUCUGCAAAUACAUGAAGCUGAGUCACGAAGUCCUGGGCGCGAGCUGGGACUCCACUAAGGUUAAAUGGAUUGUUACCGUGAAGGCGCCGGAUGGAUCAACCUUUGAGGACUCUUGCGACUUCCUCAUUAACGCCUCCGGCCUGCUCAACAAGUGGAAGUGGCCGGAAAUCAAGGGGCUGGAAUCCUUUACAGGCGUUCGACUCCAUUCAGCCAACUACGACCCAAGUAUCGAUCUACAAGGCAAAACCGUUGCGGUAAUCGGAUCAGGCUCCUCCGGGUUGCAGAUUGUUACCAGCAUCCAGCCGGUCGUCGAACACCUGUACACCUGGAUUAGGUCGCCCAUCUGGGUGAGUGCCGGGUUCGCCUCCAAUUUUGCUGGAAAAGAUGGCCAAAACCUACGAUACACUCCAGAAUUCCAGAACAAACUGGCAUCAGACCCAGUAGCUCAUUUACGAUACAUCAAGAUGAUUGAUGAAGAACUUGGAAUUCGAUUCAACUACAAUCUGGUAAGAACUGCAGAGGCACAGGGUGCUAUCGACUUUUCUCGCCAAUUAAUGAAAGAAAAGCUGAAGAGCCGGCCGGAGCUCUUUGAGAAAAUCGUCCCCAAGACUUAUGGUGUCGGCUGUCGCCGAGUCACUCCUGGCAAUGGCUACCUAGAAGCUUUGGUUGCGCCGAAUGUCACCGUCUACCCAGAGGAUAUCCAAGAAAUCACGCCGACUGGGUUUAUUAACAAAGCAGGAGAGGAACAUGCCGUCGACGUUAUCAUCUGCGCAACAGGAUUCGACACAUCUUUUGUUCCCAGGUUUCCUCUCACAGCAAAUGGGAAAGACCUAAGGUCGGAAUGGAAGACUGAUCCAGUGUCGUACUUUUCUCUGAUGGUGCCGGAUUUUCCUAAUUACUUCAUCUCAUUGGGGCCUUAUAGUGCCUCCAACGGCUCGCUCUUACCUCCAAUUGAGCACGGCUGUCGUUACAUGAUUCAGGUGAUUGAAAAGUGUCAACUGGAGAAAAUUAAAUACUUGUCACCCAAGGUAGAGGCCACUCACCAAUUUCGAGAAUAUGCCGACCUCCUCCUCAAAAGAACGGUGUGGUCUCAGCCAUGUAGGAGCUGGUUUAAAGGCAACACGAUCGACGGGCUUCCUCGCAACUAUCCCGGUUCACGAGCUCAUUUUGUCGAACUCGUAGUACCCCGAUACGAGGACUUUGAGAUUGAGUAUGAGAGUGUUAACCGAUUCCACUUCUGGGGCAAUGGCUUCACCUUGCACGAAGUUGAUGGCCGAGACCCGACAUGGUACCUGGGCAUUGUCGAUGGAGAGGACAAACAGCCAGACUACACGAAGGACGAAGAGGAAUUUCAGAAGCUGUUGUCCAGCAGCCCUACUCCGGCCCCUGAUCAUCACGAGCCCAAUGGCCUCCCAAAUUGA